This is a messenger RNA of Ylistrum balloti, 2397 nucleotides long. RefSeq lists its product as uncharacterized. The coding region runs from base 1 to 2397 and encodes 798 amino acids. Lineage: Eukaryota; Metazoa; Mollusca; Bivalvia; Pectinida; Pectinidae. The transcript is spliced from 13 exons. The record is from RefSeq and is a predicted model, not a curated record.
AUGACAAAAAACAUGGAUACAUCAGCGGGCCUGGUAAUUUUCUGCGUUCUUCUAAGCAUCAUUUCCGGCAUAGAUGGCGCCUGUACAUAUCCAACAAACUUCGUGGAUGGUUCCUUCUUUACUACAAGUGGGGAAACUCUUAACUUCACCAGUACGACAAUGGCCAAACUGGCAGUGUAUACUUUCGGUUCAUUUACAUUUACCUGUGACAUAAGUAGUGGGAACCAAUAUGUCAGCAAAUCAGAGGUGUUCAAUAGAUUCGGUCUUCCUUUUGAAGCCUUUAUAUGUAUGGAUUUGACCUCAAUAUCUUCAAAUCAAUACACAUUUUAUCAACCAACAACCGAACUCUCUGAUGCCGGAAAUACGAGGAUUAAGAUCUUUCUACAAGGGAAGACUAUAAGCUCCGUAUCUGAAGUAUGCGAUGUCACUGAUUAUACUAAUUUGACGAGUGUUUACAUGAUAAAAGAUGGUACCAUUGACACAGAAAAGAUCGCAUGUCCAUCUGAUAUGCAGGGAUACUUCUCAUAUUCAUAUGACGCCGGAAGUGGAAAUGUUUGUACCGGAAGUACAUAUCUUGAUACCUGUACCGAUACCACACUCAUGGAUUUUAACCUCACACUUUGUACGCAGAUCCAGGCCUACUCAGCUGGAGGCCAGGUAAACUGUUUAAGCUACACUACGAGUGGAGACUAUACCAAUCUUAUCGUCUAUAACAGAGACGCCACUGUCGACCAAAGUACCACUUAUCGAUUAUCAUGCUACGUGAUGUCCACAAACUCGACAACCGUUUAUGCCACUCAGUACCCCAAUGGUUGCUACAGUGAUCAAACAUCAACGUCGGUCAAUUCGCCAGGCGCAACUGUUGUCUUUACACAGACAGGCACUUGCCCCGUGACUACCACAACCGAAGCAACAACUACAAGUACAGCAUCAACAGGAAUCAUAGUAGGGGUCGUAAUUCUCAUCUUAGCUCUCCUCCUCAUACUCUUAUUUGCUCUCUGGUUCUGUUGGAAGAAGAAGAAGGAGGAAGAAGAAGCAAAACGAAGGAAAGAGCUUGAAGACCUAGAAGACGGGUUAUCAGACGGUUUGCCGGAUGAAUCGAAAUACGAUAUUGAUCGACUUAUGUAUACGCCAGAUCAGCUCCUGACACCUUCUAACGUCCAUCCUAAAGUCACGGGCAAAAUUCUGGACAGGGAUAACUUUGAAGGAUUCGGUGAUGAUGAGUAUAUGGAUGAAUUUGGAUGGCAGGAUAUGAUUGAUGCAAAAGACUUCAUGAAUAUUCGUAAAAGAAAGGACGGGAAGGAUGAGUUCGAAGUAGGAGACCCUAAGGACAAAUCCAGUAAGAAAAAAUUGAAAGAUUUGAUGAAGUCGAAGAAAAAGAAGAAAAAGAAAGGAAAGAAAAAGAAGAAAAAGAAGGGAGAUAAAAAGCAGUAUGAGACCGAUGAUGAGUAUGAGGAUAUCGAAGACGAUGAAGACGAAGGAAACGUUAAAAACAAACGCGAAUUGACCAUCUAUCUUGAUGGCGCACAAGAAGAGAUGGACGAUGAUUCUCCGAAUGACAGUAGAAGAAGAGCACGAUUUCAAGAGACGGAUGACGAGAAAGUUCGACGAAAAAGGAAGCAGAAAAAAGACAUUGAUGACGUAGAGACCGUUAGUGACAUCAUAUCUUGCGAUAUGAUGAUAGGGGAUUUGGAUACGGAAAAGAGCCUUGAAAAUGAAGUACCUCGGUUGGUUCUGCCAAAUUUAAGAGAUUCCGGUGUCGAAGAAGAAACUGAAAAGAAAAAACGGAAGAGGACGAAAGCCAAACGAAGCGAGCAACCAAUGUCCUUCAAAUCAUUCCGUAAAAGGAAAGUGAAUGCCUGGCUAGAUAAAACACAGCCUGCUUUUGAUGGUGAUCCUAUUCCCAUGUUUUAUGAGGAACCUAAACUAAAGACAUUACCUCCCCUACAACGGGUCAAUAGGAAAAAACAGCCGGUUUUAUGGUCAGAUAUCCUGAAGAAAUUUGGAGGAGACGUAAAAGAACUCAAUGAAUUUAAGAAUAAACGCAAUAUGUCUGAAAAUCGAUGGAGAAAACUUCUUGAGGAACUUUAUACAGACAAGAAAUACUUCGACUACGUCAAUAAAACUUCCAGAGGGAAAGAUGUUGAGGACGAUCUGAAGUCUCAAGCGAAGGAUGGAUUAGAUUACCUUUAUGAUCGUGCAACGUUUUGGGAAGAGCAGCAACCGAUUCCUCCAAGACCCGUGUCACUUGUUCCACCUCUUAAUUUAAAAAGUGCAAGGUCCCCAAAGGGCAAGAAGAAAAAGGGGAUGAAACGUGCUCCUCCAACGCCAAUGACACAAGUCAGAUUAGAUGCAAUGGACGAAUUUCAAAAACCUCCAAGAGAGACGACAUUUUGA